Molecule: messenger RNA, 1079 nt
Organism: Bursaphelenchus xylophilus (pine wood nematode)
Lineage: Eukaryota; Metazoa; Nematoda; Chromadorea; Rhabditida; Aphelenchoididae
Source: the annotation of a GenBank genome assembly
AUGUCAGAAUCCGAGAGCGAAAAGUCAAACGCGCGUCUCAAAAAGGUAUCUUACAGUAAUCUAUUGAAACUAUUAUUGAUUGUUUUAGGGUGAGGUUGUAGAAGCCAGUCAUGGGAAUUAUGUGGUGAUGAGACUACUGGGCGAAGGAGGAUUCGGCGCUGUUUAUCGAGUCGAAAACCGAGAAACCAAGAGAGAGUACGCAAUGAAAGUGGAAUACAAGUCCCGGAAACAGAGCAAAUUGAAGAUGGAGAUCGCCAUCCUGAGAGCAUUCGAUUCUAUGGCCAGGAAAUCAUACCAUUUCACCAGAAUCGUCGAUCGGGGAAAAGCCGAGGGAUUCCAAUUUGUGGUGAUGACAUUAGUGGGUCCAAGUCUGGAGGAUAUGAAAAAAGAGCGGCCGAACAAAGUCUUUACUCCAGGAACAGCAUUUGGAGCAGGCAUUCAAUGUCUAGAGGCCAUCGAACAGUUGCAUCGACAACAAUAUAUUCAUCGAGACAUCAAACCAGCCAAUUAUGCUCGAGGCCUGGAAUUGGAGAGAAGAAUCGUAAUAUUUGACUUGAAACUUUUUCUAAACUCCAGGCCUGGCCGUGUUUCAGAUAUUUCUUCUUGACUUUGGCAUCGCUAGAAAAUUUACAAAUGAGAAUGGAGACCUAAAAACACCCAGAAACAAGGUCCCCUUUAAAGGAACAGUUCGAUUUGCAGCUAUAAACUGCCAUCGUCAUAAAGAACUUUCUCCGAAAGAUGACGUCGAGAGUUGGAUCUACCUUCUUCUUGAUUUCCUGGUGGUUGGCGGACUUCCAUGGAAAAAGUUUAGCGACAAAGAAGACGUUCUUCUGUGCAAAAUGGAAUCCCGAAAGCCCGAGAGACGGAAUAAGGUCCUUUUCGGAAACAUGAAGUGUGACAGUAUCCUUGGCAGAGUCGUCGAUUACGUCGAUAAACUAACAUAUACCGAUCAUGUGGAUUACGGAUUCAUCUAUGACCAUAUGAAAUUGGUACGUGAUAUGUCAUUAAUGGACUGUUUUUAGGCAAGUGCGGCAUGCCAAGCGAAUAUCGAGGAUCCAUACGAUUGGGAAAAGAGCUGA